This is a messenger RNA of Harpia harpyja (harpy eagle), 5930 nucleotides long. It is a transcript of the gene ZBTB11, whose product is annotated as zinc finger and BTB domain containing 11. Gene Ontology annotation, biological process: regulation of transcription by RNA polymerase II. Bases 123 to 3257 code for a protein of 1044 amino acids. The record is from RefSeq and is a predicted model, not a curated record. Gene Ontology annotation, cellular component: nucleus. Lineage: Eukaryota; Metazoa; Chordata; Aves; Accipitriformes; Accipitridae. The transcript is spliced from 11 exons. Gene Ontology annotation, molecular function: RNA polymerase II cis-regulatory region sequence-specific DNA binding; protein binding; DNA-binding transcription factor activity, RNA polymerase II-specific.
CGUGCCCUUGCCCGGCGGCGAGGGGGGAAGCCCGGCGUGGCUCUGAGGGCGCGGAGGCCGCCCCUUCGUGUGCGCGCCCCCCCCGCGCCGUCCUCCUCUUCCCCCUCUCCCCCAGCCCCGCCAUGUCCAGCGAGGAGAGCUACCUGGCCAUCCUGCGCUACCUGACCAACGAGCGGGAGCCCUACGCGCCGGGAACGGAGGGCAACGCCAAGCGCAAGAUCCGCAAAGCGGCCGCCUGCUACGUGGUGCGCGGCGGCACCCUCUACUACCAGCGGCGGCAGCGGGACCAGCAGCGCUUCGCCGAGCUCGAGGUGGUGCUGCAGGCCGAGCGCCGCGCCCGCCUCAUCCGCGCCGCCCACCUGGCGCCCGACGGCGCCCACCGCACCCGCCUGCAGACCUGGCAGGGGCUCUCGCAGAAGUACUGGUGGCGAGGUAUUCUUAAGCAGGUUAAAGAUUACAUUAAAGAAUGCAGCAAGUGCCAGCAAAAGCUAGAUCGCUCUAGAUCUCUGUCAGACCCUUCUGAAAUGCUGGAGGAACUAGGACUGGAUGCAAAAUCUCAUGAAGACAGUAAUGAAACAGAUGAUGAAUUGAGUAAUACAGCAUCAAUCCCAGCUGCAUCCCCAAAGCCUGUGAAGAAGAAGCCAAUAGCGAAGCAUGAGCUUGUAUUUGUUGACAGUAAGGGCCUUGUGAAGCAGUCAUCUUCCAAACAUUGUCUGUCAGUCUUAAACCAACUGAAUCAGCAGAGGCUUUCCAAUCAGUUCUGUGAUGUGACUCUGCUGAUUGAAGGAGAGGAGUACAAAGCUCACAAAUCUGUCUUGGCAGCCAACAGCGAGUACUUCCGAGAGCUCUUCAUUGAAAAGGGAGCUGUCUCUAGUCAUGAAGCUGUAGUGGAUCUGUCAGGGUUCUGCAAGUCCAGUUUCCUACCUCUGUUGGAAUUUGCUUAUACUUCAGAAUUAACUUUUGACUUCUGUAGUAUGGCAGAAGUGGCCAUGCUUGCCCGGCAUCUCUUCAUGUCAGAAGUCCUUGAAAUCUGUGAAAAUGUGCACAAACAGAUGGAAGAGAAACAAAUUACAGUGUACCAAAAGGGAGAUAUUCAAACAGUAGAGUCAACACAAAAUUUGCCAGAGCAGACUGAAGUUGGGACGCAGCCCGUGGACGGUGCUGAGCAACCUGAGCUCGCAGCCAAUGAAGUGCCAGUAGCUGUGAAUGGAGCUCCUUCUUCUGCUGGGACAGAGGAGGCAGCAGCACCCCAGCCUGACUUCCUGCCCCCAGAGCCUGCGGAGGCCACUCCAGAUGAUCUUUCGAAGCCUGUGGAGCAGUGUGAAACAACUGAAAAUUACGUCAAGAUGCAGCUGCCGGAGAGCAUUUCAAAUAGCACUGUGUCUGUCAUAAAGGCUGAGCCAUCAGCUGUGGAAGCCAUGGACACAGAAAGUCAAAUGGAAAUUGAGACAGAUCAAAAUGAAAGUGGUAAAGCAAAUGUGGACACCGCUUCUGAAGACUCCUCAGAAACACUCAAGCAAAAACGUGGCAGGCAAAGUAAAGAACAGAGCAUUCCAGUUUCACAACCCGAAAGUUUAGCUUCCAGCCAAGAUGAUACUUACAAAAGCAAGCUUCGCCAGCGUUCUGUUAGUGAAGGGGGAUAUAUCAGAUUACAUAAAGGAAUUGAAAAAAAACUGCAAAAUAGAAAGACAAAUCCUAAAUCUGCAAUUCAGCAGGUUGCCAUGAAGCUGGUACAAAGAGGGAAAAAAAUGAAACAGCCCAGAAGAGAUACCACAGAAAAUAAUGAAGUAGAAGCUCAGCACAAAUGCACUGAGUGUGGAAUGGUGUUCCAGCGGCGCUAUGCACUUAUAAUGCACACACUGAAACAUGAAAGAUCUAAAGAUUAUAAAUGCCCAUUGUGUAAAAAAGAAUUCCAGUAUGGUGCCUCCCUGCGAGCCCAUCUUGUCCGGCACACUCGGAAGACUGAAGUGAACACUGCAGCUGCUAGUGUAGAAGAGACAGGCGUGUCUUCGGUGAAAGGGAGAACUAAACGGGAAUUUAUAUGUGAUAUAUGUGGGAGAACUCUACCCAAGCUCUAUUCUCUCAGAAUACAUAUGCUCAAACACACAGGUGUAAAACCACAUGCAUGCAAGGUUUGUGGAAAGACCUUUACAUAUAAGCAUGGAUUAAAAAUGCACUUAGCUCUCCAUGAAGUACAGAAACAGUUCAAGUGUGACUUGUGUGAGAAGUCUUUUGUCACAAAAAGAAGUCUUCAGGAACACAUGAGCAUUCAUACAGGAGAAUCCAAGUAUCUUUGCUCCAUCUGUGGAAAAUCUUUCCAUAGGGCAUCAGGACUCAGUAAACACAUAAAGAAGCACCAGCCAAAGCCUGAAGUUCGUGGAUAUCAGUGUACUCAGUGUGAAAAGAGUUUCUAUGAAGCUCGAGAUCUUCGGCAGCAUAUGAAUAAACAUUUAGGUGUGAAGCCAUUUCAAUGUCAGUUCUGUGGAAAAUGUUACAGUUGGAAGAAAGACUGGUAUUCUCAUGUAAAGUCUCAUUCUGUCACAGACCCUUAUAGGUGUAAUAUAUGUGGUAAAGAAUUUUAUGAGAAAGCUUUGUACAGAAGACAUGUAAAGAAAGCCACACAUGGUAAAAAAGGAAGAGCAAAACAAAAUCUGGAACGAGUUUGUGAGCAUUGUGGAAGAAAAUUCACACAACUCCGGGAAUAUAGGAGGCACAUGAACAAUCAUGAAGGUGUGAAGCCAUUUGAAUGUCUAACUUGCGGAGUAGCCUGGGCUGAUGCACGUUCAUUGAAGCGUCACGUGAGGACGCAUACUGGAGAACGACCGUAUGUCUGUCCAGUGUGCAACGAAGCUUACAUAGAUGCCCGGACGCUACGGAAGCACAUGACCAAGUUUCACAGGGACUACGUACCCUGCAAAAUUAUGCUGGAAAAAGAUACUCUUCAGUUUCAUAACCAGGGGACGCAGGUGGAGCAUGCCAUCAGCAUUGUAGCAGCAGACAUGCAGGAACAAGAAACUGAGAUUAGCGUUGGUGGUGGUGAGAUUGAGACUGUGGUAGUGACAGGAGAGACGCUUGAAGCCAUCGAAGCAGUUGCAGCUACUGAGGAAUGUACAUCAGUCUCUACUCUUUCUGACCAAAGCAUCAUGCAGGUGGUAAAUUAUGUAUUGGCUCAACAGCAAGGACAGAAAAUGGCUGAAGUGACACAGGCCAUUGAAACUGUCGAAGUAGAAGUGGCCCAUGUUACAAAGACAGACUGAAUAUCGUAUAUGAGAGAGCAAGAAGGGUGAGGUCUUAUGAUCUGUGAGAGCAAAGUAUUUAACUGGGUAUCUGAGGCUUACAGUGAUGCCUGUUUUCAAACAGUUAAUCCCCAGUACUGAAUGUCUUGGUGACGAAAUACUGCACCAUGUGUUACAGGGAAAAAGUUAAGAUGCUUCAGUGUGGGCCAAGGCUUUGAAGGCAGAUUUCCGCACUGGCCAUAACUGUAAAAAAAAAAAAAAAAAAAAAAAAAAAAUUUGGAAUAAUAAUGUUUUCUGUGUCAUGGAGUAAGUAUCAUGCUGUAACUUUUACAAAAACGAAAAGGAAAAAAAAAUUUAAAGACGCUGCACUAAAAAAUAGAAAUGCACAGCUAUUGGUAGCAUUUUUUUUUACUUUUGUUUCUGUGUGCAUUUCAUCAAGUUUGUAAGCAAAUUACCUGUAUUGGAUUCUGCCUGUUUACUCCCCAAGACAAGGGGGUGUUAGAAUGCUUCAUGCAGCGUAUGCUUCAUGCGACACACAGAAAAUCUCAGGCUUUUUUCUUUGCUUAGAUGCACCAUCAGCACUUAGUGAAUCCCAGGUCUGAAGAAGUUAUUUAAAUUCCAGGUUGGUGGAUGGCAGGUCCAAGGUUCAGCAAAAUGCUGUAUAAUGUUUUACAGAUGAUGGGCAGGGGUCCACUGAAGUCAGAGGAAGUGGUUCUCUGAGAUGGAUUGUGAAUUUAAGUUGACCAGAGCACAGCCCACUGCAGGGAGAUUACUUAAAGAAGUAAACUGCUUUUUAUUUGUAAGCAAGGAGCUUACACUUAAGCCUCUAUGCACAACCAUGUUUCAUUUAAUGUUUGGUUGCAUAAAGGAAGAUAUUGCCUGCAUUGUUGUAUGUAUCCAAAGCAGGCAACCUAAUGAUGGAUGUUUCUAAUUUUGCAUUACACUUGAUGUAGAAACUCUCAAAUGAAAAAGGUGUAAUGGCAUACUUGGGAAUAUAAAUAUACUGAAGAAGUCCCGCUAGUUAACAAACCGAUCUUGUCUUGUAUUGUGUUGAAAGGAGGAGCCCUGCUAAUUCCCAAAUGGGACACAUAGCAAUAUCAGGAUAGAGAACUAUGAAAAUCAUAGUAUGGGGUAAAAAUUAAAUUUGUCUCAAAAUUACCAGAGUCUCCAGAAGACCUUACUACUGCUGCAGUAGGAAAAUGCUUCUAGAGCAAACUAAUUACCUGGUGUUACACCACAUAGAUGGAAGAAUUCUUACUAGGUGUUCCUGUGAGUAAGCAUGAAUCACAGCCACGCUUGGCCCAAGUUUAAACGUCCCUGAUUUAAUACCACGAACAGUGUGCUGCUUAAUCUGUACGAGGUGUGGGUUCUUCCGCUGUUCUUUCCUUGGGUGUUUUUUUAAGCAAGAAGCAUGUCUGUCAAGGUAACUGAAUGUGCUAUGCACAUGAACAAUCAGAACUGUAUUCUUUAAAUUGUUCUCAGUCUAUAGUAUUAUCAAACGUUUCCCCACUUUGACAGCAGCAAGAUACCCAAGGAGCCAGAAGCCUGUAAUAUUGCAGGGUAAACUUCAUAAAUAAAGUUACAUGCAUGUAACUCUGUGCUACCUAUGAAAUGGAUCCACUGAACAAAGUUUAAGCAAACCCUGUGACAAAUUAACCACCUCAUUUGAAUUAGUAUUUCUACCUUUCAUCUUACUUAACUGAGUAUCUGUCUACCAAGCUACAGAAUGGACUGUUCUUUUUUUAUACUUUGCAAGCAUGUAGAUAAGCAGUUGUUGAAAAUUUUUUAAGCAAUACGUAGUUUGAGUUCCUGCCUUGGAUCCAAAUUAAUCUGUAGAUGACUAUUUCAAAGGUCAAGGUCUUCCCACAGAGAAGUAAUGUAGUUAUUUAUACAUUCUGCAGCUCUUUACAAUUGUAUUCUUUUCUAAUUACCAAAUGGAGUAAAACUAAGAUGAAUAAUUUAAAAAAAAAAAAAUAUUGCUAGCUGUAAGUCUUGAAUUUUUGUAUGGUCAAGAAUCUGGAGAUAGCCAUCCUGCUUAAAAUUAAAAUACUGCCAUUGCAAUGGAAAAAGAUUUAAAAGAGCGCUAGGUAAACUUUAAAAUUUACUUCAGUGUUUGUAUCUUACAAAUAAUUAUGUAUUACUGAGGAAAUGUUCAAGGAAAAAUAGCUGUAAAUAGUGCUAGAACAUUAUUUGUAUAUUUAGUGUGUUACCUUACAGAAAGAAUAUUACCAGCACCUUAGUUUAAUCUUUGGUGCACUUAUUUAUUUGCCCAACUUAUAGAAGAAGCAGAAUUGAAUCUGAAUUUCAGAGCAUUGUUACCCACUGUAAAAAUGCUUUAACUGACUUGAUGGCCUGCCAUUUAAAAACAAACAAACAAAAAAUUACAAAAGGUUGUUUCCUAAACAAGACUCAGCCAGGAACAUCAAAGCUGAAUGUUGUGGCACCCCUUUCCUAACAUACUGUGCCUUACCUUUUCAGAACAGCAUGAGGUAAGUAGGGAGUGUCACUCUUAGCUUUGCUGUUCCCGUAUGUGUGAAGUUGCCUUAUGUUUUUCUUUAGGCUUCAGCUCUUAAUUUAAGAUGUUCACAACCCUUCUGCAAUCUGUUUGAAGUCAGACUGCAACUAUGCAGUUGAUACUAAUUUAAUUUGAUUUUUUUAAAAUAAAGUUAAUAAGAAGUGUCUGUUUAUAAAGUA